CAUCAAAACUGGUAUCCCAUGAAGCACCACGGUACGGUACGGCCACGGCAACGAUUUCGGCGUCCAAAAUGGCCGAUAAGUCUUCUGCGAACAAUCGUAAAUUUCGAAUCAAACAACAGCCAAACUUCGUUGCUUCCGCUAGCAGUCCACCAAGUGAUCACAUGAUUGACCAGAUUCAUCAGAUUUCACACCAGACACGAGUUAAAAUAUCAAGCUUGAAGCAAGAAGUUGCAAAGAAGGAUCAGGAGGUGAAGCGAGAGCAUGCUAUGAGAAAGGCAGCGGAAAGACGUGACCAGGACAAGACUUCAGAAGGUACAUACAUUGACCCUUAUGCUGGCUCUAGUCCAUCAGUGAAUGAAGAAUUAAAACAAUGGUUGUCUCCUGGGGCUCAGCGAAAGAGAUUGAUGGGAAGAGGAAACUCCCCCCCUGAGAGGAAGGAAAGGACCCCAACACAUAGCAGACCAAGACAUCAAGGUGAUGAGGCAGAAGGUCAGGAGCAGAUGACGGCUGAUAGCUACUACAGCUCAGAAGAAGACAGAAGGAUGGGAGAGAGAAAGUCAAAGAGGCGUGGUCAAGGCAGAAAAGACUAUGGUGAUGAAGAAUGGGAUGAAAGGUCCUCAUACAGUAGAAGAAGGCAUGAUCCAUCAGGCUGGUAUGCAGAGUAUGGUCCCCCUCCACCCCCACCACACCUUGCUUAUACUGCUCAUAACCCUUGGAUCAGUCCACAUCGUGUGCCUCCCAUUCCAUCUUAUGACCCACGUCUCCUUCACACCAUUGGACCAGAAUACCCUUCUUAUGCUAUACCUCAUCACGCAGCUUCUACACCGGCUCAUCAGCGCAGGCACAGCUCGGGAGAACCCAAUCAUGCAUUUACUGUCCCAACACUAGUGAUUCCAACCCAGACCAAAGAGAGUGGUCAGGGAGAUCACUCAAGGGGCAAUGCAGACAUGGUCACACUGCAACAUUCUAGCCCUCAGAACCAGUCCUCAGUAGCUCCUCAACAGAUCCCUGUGACAAUCCAGAUCCAGCAGUCUCCUAGUAGUACUCAACAAGACAGAUCUCCACAACCAUUCACUUCCAUGACAGAAUCAGCAACAAAAGGAGAUUCUCGGUUGAAUAAGAGUGAUAGAUCAGAUACUGUGACCACUGGGGUAGGAACCAGUCCUCUCCAAAUGCCUAUAAUGAAUGCACACUUUGAUGAAAGAGGGCUUCCAAUGUUGCUAGAAGAGCUUGGAACUACUAAAGAUAAGAAUAAAGUAUUAUCUGAGAAGUGUUCUGAAGCAAAGCUAGAGAUUGAGUCUUUAAAAAUGCAGCUUGGUGUGAAAGAUGCCAUGUCAGAAGCAGAAAUCGCAGCCAAAGGAGCAGCUCUAAUAGAGGAGAUAUACACUGCCCAGAGGGAGCAUGAUGAGGCCAUCAUGAGCCGCCUAACGCUAGCCAAUGAUGAGAGAGAUGAUGCCUUUGCCAGACUUCAGAGGUAUCAUUCUAAAGAUGGCUUUGAUUCUGGGACAGAUGUCAAUUCCAAUGAAGAAGACAACAUUCCUACUGAUGGUAGCCUCAACAAUUUGCUGACAAGGUUGACAGUAGCUGAUAACAGAUCAUCAAUCAACAAGUACGGUUCAGCCAUUGUUGGACGUAUCUCAAAAACCAAAGGAAGGAGAGAAGAGAUCACCUCAGAAGAGAUGAGAGCCAUUCUAAAAGAAAAGGAUAUUGCUGUAGCAAAGUGCAAAAAGCUUGAACGCGAAGUAAUUGAGUUGAAAAGAAACAAAGAAAGCUCUAAGUCAAGGAACAACAAUGAAAAAUCUCUGAAGGCACAACUUGAUAUCACCCGUGAUGAGAGAGAUAUAGCCUUAGUUGCUGCCAAGAAGCUUAAGGAUGAGAUUGAAUCAUUAAAGGUCUAUUACAGCCUUCACAAGUCCCUAUCUCAAGAGGCUAACCUGAGAGACCAAUUCAACAACACACUAGGAAGCAUUGAAGAGCAAGUAAAGACAAGGGAUGAAGUCUUAGCCCGAACCCAACAGAACAACAGCCAGUUAGCUCAACAGGUCAGAGCAGCCAACGAUGAACGAAACAAGAUGGUUGUCCAACUUCAAAGAUAUGAGCAAGAGAAUCAGCAUCUCAAGAGUAAAACACAACAAUUGGAACGUCUUGUGGCAGUGCUCAGGAAGAAAGUAGCUGAAGGGACAGUCAAGACAGUUAGAUGAGAUCAUUCUGCAUCAACAAUUCAGGCAGAUAGUGAAUAAGAUUUAGGUAAACUUUAAAGACACAUAGGCCCGUAUUCUGAAGUCAGGUUUAACUUAGACCAUGGUCUAACUCUGUGCUAAAAUUAUGGGAAGCCAAAAUUCAAAAAUUCUUUUUAUAUUACAUAUUUCUUAUGUUUAGUAUUUUGUUUCCUUUUGAUUUCAUAUUGAAGAAAAAUACCUCAAUAUACUUCAGUUAUUAUUCCCAGAUAAUUUGAGUGUCCGUUUGAGUUAAAAACUUGGAUGUGUACUGUUAGGGUUAGGGACUUUCCAUAGUUAAACCACAACUUUAAACCAGGGUUUAAUUUUAAUUUGAACCCGACUUCAGAAUAAGGGCCAUAGAUUCCAGAUAAAGUGUUUAUGAAAUAUUCAUUUUUUUGUCUCACCUGCAUAGCAGAGUGAGACUAUAGGCGCCGCUUUUCCGACGGCGGCGGCGACGGCGGCGGCGGCGUCAACACCAAAUCUUAACCUGAGGUUAAGUUUUUGAAAUGACAGCAUUACUUAGAAAGUAUAUGGACCUAGAUCAUGAAACUUGGCCAUAAGGUUAAUCAAGUAUUACUGAACAUCCUGCCUGAGUUUCAUGUCACAUGACCAAGGUCAAAGGUCAUUUAGGGUCAAUGAACUUAGACCAUGUUGGGGGAAUCAACAUCAAAAUCUUAACCUAAGGUUAAGUUUUUGAAAUGUCAUCAUAACUUAGAAAAUAUAUGGACCUAGUUCAUGAAACUUAUACAUAAGGUUAAUCAAGUAUCACUGAACAUCCUGCAUGAGUUUCACAUCACAUGAUCAAGGUCAAAGGUCAUGUAAGGUCAAAGAACUUUGGCCACGUUGGGGGUAUUUGUUGAAUUGCCAUCAUAUCUCUAUAAGUGUAUUGGUCUAGUUCAUAAAACGUGGAAAUAAGAGUAACCAAGUAUCACUGAACAUCUUGUGCGAGUUAUAGUAGUUUUCAAAAUCAGCACUGCUGCUAUAUUGAAUUGCGUGAUGCAGGUGAGACGGCCAGAGGCAUUCCACUUGUUUAAUGUUCAGCCUAGAUUUUGGUUAUCAUGUAUAUAAAUAUGUAGAUCACAUUGUCAAUACCUUCACCUUUACAGUUGAUUUUAUACUUCUUUAAAUUUUAUUAUGGAAUCUUGUUAUUUACAUGUUUACUGAUAAAUCAUGUAUGUUAUCUGACAUGGACAAUGUUAAAAGCGACUUCUAUUUUAAUACAGUGGUAUCUAAAAUAUUUGUACUCCAAGUUAUUAUUACAAGUCAAUUGAAUAGCUUCAUUAGUUCUUUUUAUAUAUGCAUUUGUUCAUGGAUGGCUCCAAUGAUACUAUUCAUUCAUUUUACUCAGCCUAUUACAAGUUUUAGAUAUUUUAAAAUGAUAGUCAUGGGUAGGAAAUACACCUGAAAAUAUGCAAAAUAAUGUAUGGUAUAUAACAUUUUAAUCAGGUAUACAUGUUUUAAAUGAAAUUUUAAAUGAUAGUUAUUUAUAUAUAAUUAUUCGGUGGAAAAUUUCUUUUGAUGAUUUAUGUUUUGACUUUUGAGAAAGUUCACCUGUAUGUGGAGCUCAUUCUUGCAGUUUUAAUUCAGUGUACAGUAUAUUGUUAAUUUUUGAGUGAUUUUGAUAGAGACUGAAAUCAUGUCUCUAAAUUCUAUUCUAUUACCAUUCUUUAAAGUUUAUAUAUCUUUAUUCCAUCCAUUUCUGCACAAAGGGUAAUAGCUUUGCUGGUAUAUUCAUUAUGUAAAUCACCUUGAUGUCUUUUAGAAAUUGUAUGUGUCUGUGAAAAUAAUUGAUUGUAAUCAUGUGUGUAUUCAAUAUAAGCUCAUCAAUCUAUACACAUUCUUGGGUAUAAGAGGAUUUUUGAAGGUUUCCAUGGUGGUAUGUACAAUCAUGGAAGAGUUUUACACUAUUUUUUUUAUAUCCACACAUGUGAAGCAUACCUAUAUUUAUCAGUCUAUGGAAGAAAUAGUUAAUGUUUAAUUAAUGAAUGCCAAGAAGAAAUUUGCCAAUACAAUCAUAAAUUUAACCCAGGUUUGUAUUAUUCAUUUAUGUUUGAAAUAUGAUCAUAGCAAGGCUCCACACUAACUUUUUUUCUUGACGGCUAGAUCGUUCCACCAAAGUCGUUAAUUUCAUAUUUUUGUGGCCCUAAAACAAUAGAAAACAUUACAAUUCAUCAAAACUUUGGGAGACCAAUCAGGCCACAAAGUGUGGGCUUCUAUAGAAUUUUGGUGGCCCUACAUUCAUUUUUAGUUGCCCUGGGCCAUUGGGCCAUUGCUAAUGUCGAGCGCUGAUUAUAGGAUAAAGUAUAAGAAUGCAUGUACUUAAUCAUAGCUUAGACGCACAUAAACUACUGCCCCCUCAGUUUUUUUGUUUAGAUUUAUUUCUUUGUCAACAGAUAUUACCUCAGUAUGAUGAACAAUAAAAUGAUAAAAUCUACCGUUCAACAUGUUAUUACCAAUACCAUUCUGGAACUGUGUUGUCCAUUUUCAAAUGUCUUAUAAAAUUUCAGUAAAUUAGUGUACUGGUAAUAAUGAUAAAAUGUGUUUAUUUAAAAAGAAUUAUUUACCCAGGGUAGCCAUUUUAGUAACUUUACCAGCGGUUCCAUGACAUUUGCUCUGGUGACAAUUACUCCUAUGGAAAAUCUUAGUGUUAAACCGAACAUAAAACAUAACCUCCCAAACUAAAUAAACCCUAUUUCUUAUCUUUACAUUGUUUUGAAACAAAAAACUCUAUUACAAUCCUAAUUCUAACCCUAUGUCACAGGAGCAAAUGUUGUGUCACCAUACCAGUGGACCCUUUAUAACAUCUUAUUAUUAUUAACCUUCUGCAAUAUGCUGAACACCAGACUAGAAGGCAAUUAUUUAUAAAAUGAGGUGGCUUGGAUUUGAACACAUAAUCUGCUAUUCAUUAGGUUACAACUGAUUACUUGGUAAAACUUUACUAUAAUUAGAAUGAAUUGAUCUCUUAGCAGGGAAAAAAUUACACGAGGGAUGGGGAUGAUUUAGCCCCCAAAAUGCUAUAAGAAAAUUGGAAAUCCCCAUUCAUUGCAAUGUUAAAGCUUAUCCAAUGUUGCAGAUUUAGGCAGUAAGUUGUGAAAAUAAGCCCCUUAAAUUUUUUUCAGAAUCACCCGAUGGACAUCCAUUAAAAGCUUUGGCUUUAAAAUAUGUCAUCAUAUGUCAGGUAUAUCUUGUUUAACUGGUUUUCAAAUAGGUAGCAUCAAACCAGUGAAUGCUUGAUAACAACACUUUAUUAAUACUUAUUUUUAGUAUGACAAGUCAGUCCUUGCCAUUAUUGAUAUUCAGAAAAGGAAUUGCUGCAUUCAUGUACAAUUUUUUUUUAUCAACAAGCUAUCUGCUAUACACAAUGAACUACCAAUUUCGUUUCAAUGUCAGUUACAUUUUACCCAGUUGUAAGCCAAAAUCAUUUUUUUUCCUAAGUGUUAUAAUUGUAAUUAUAUUUCCUGAAUACUUUAGAACAUUCCACCACAGGUGCUAUUGUGAUCUGGUUUUCUUUUGAUAGAAAGACAACCAUUCAAUAAAACACAGUAACGUGUGGAAGUAAA
Lytechinus pictus (painted urchin) is the source of this 5779-nucleotide messenger RNA. RefSeq names its product serine/arginine repetitive matrix protein 1-like. The record is from RefSeq and is a predicted model, not a curated record. The transcript has 11 exons. Bases 69 to 2201 code for a protein of 710 amino acids. Lineage: Eukaryota; Metazoa; Echinodermata; Echinoidea; Temnopleuroida; Toxopneustidae.